This is a messenger RNA of Sparassis crispa, 930 nucleotides long. Its product is annotated as Probable tRNA-splicing endonuclease subunit tsp-4. Gene Ontology annotation, cellular component: tRNA-intron endonuclease complex. The transcript has 4 exons. The record is from RefSeq and is a predicted model, not a curated record. Lineage: Eukaryota; Fungi; Basidiomycota; Agaricomycetes; Polyporales; Sparassidaceae. Gene Ontology annotation, biological process: tRNA splicing, via endonucleolytic cleavage and ligation; tRNA-type intron splice site recognition and cleavage. Gene Ontology annotation, molecular function: nucleic acid binding; tRNA-intron lyase activity. The coding region runs from base 1 to 930 and encodes 309 amino acids.
AUGACUGAACGUCGAAUACCGCUGCGGGUAUCGAACCAGAAAGCAUAUGUCUGGGAUGUCGACGAUAUCGCGACCCUCAGGUCCCAGCAUCAUAUCUGCGGUGUCCUUACAGGCACGCUCCCGCAUCUAUCCCAGCAGAAUGUCUUUCUCGGCAUCCCGCUGCUGCUUAUUCCCGAGGAGGUUGUGUUGCUAGUCGAAAAACAACUAGCCGUCCUCAUCGACGACCCACACGCCCAUCGCGUGCCGACCCAAGCCGAGCUCGACAACUGGAACGCCGCCCGCGCAGCCUCGGCACGCCUGCAAAUCGCCGCCGCAGAAACGAAGGAAGCCUCAGAAGUCUCCGUCAAGGCAGCCACGACAGAAGCCGCCCAGCAGAAGCGGAAAGAGCGCGAGGCCCGGCGAGCCGCCGCAGCCCGUACAAAAGCCUUGGGAGAGGGUGCCGACGCAGACGACGCGAAAGCCGCGCCCCCGCCCACCGCGGAACGGCCGUCAACGCCUUCAGCAGGCCCGCCGGCGUACACGGUGAGCGUCCCCGUCAGCUCGGCUGCUCUCCGGUGGUACGAGCCCGCAGGCUGCACGUACACGACGAUUGAGGACGCGCGGGAGGGAGGAAUCUGGACGUACCCAUCCGACCAGUACGAGCGCGCCAAGUGCGGGGUCUACCGCGAUUUGUGGGAGAAGGGGAACUUCAUGGGCGGGGGCAUCAAGUUCGGCGGGGACUUCCUGGUGUACCCCGGCGAUCCGCUCCGAUAUCACUCGCACUUCGUGGCAUCCGUGAUCGACUCGCCCAUCGCUACGAUGAAGCCAAUGGAGAUCGUCGCGCACGGGCGCCUGGGCACAGCAACAAAGAAGGCGCAUCUCCUGUGCGGAUGGGACGACGAGAAGCAAGAGGUCUCUUACUUCUCCAUCGAGUGGGCCGGCUUCGGUUGA